AUGGAGAACGACAUCAACAACACCCUCGCCUUCGACCUUGCCCUGCAGUUUGUGCCAACGCGGACCGGCCCGGUAGAAGACGCGGUGGCGCAGGCGAUGGAGAGAAGCAUUCUGCAUGUGGCAGUGAUGGUUUGUAUGUACUUGAUCACCACUGCUUUGGGGACCUUGAUGCUAUUCUGUGCUGGCAAAGCCAAAGCAGUACCAAAGCGAAAGAGAACAUCAAGGAAAGACAGCCUGUCAUCGAAAACGAGCGAGGAUGAGAUGGCGGUGCGCGUAGAGGAGGAGGUGCCAGACCCCGACGACGAAGCUAAAGAACCUGACCUUCUACAACUACCCAUCAGCUUGCAGUACCAGAAAGCCUUUGUGGUGGGCGUGUAUUGCUGCAAUUUUCUCUUGUGCCUGGCGGCAGGCGUCGGCAGCACGUUGACGGGGCUAUUGAGCCCGGAGCUCGGGCUAGCUUGGGAAUUCUACACGGUGCAUUUUGCAUGUGGAUGUCUUUGGAUGCUUGCGCAGGCUGCCCUUGCGGCGUACAUGUUGCCGCCUGGAAGACGCUAUGCAAACACUGCCUUCUUGGAAGCGACCUUCCUUGGUAUUUGCCCUGUAACCUCAGAUGCCUUUGAUACGUUGAAAGACGUGAGCUUCGGGUUCCUUUGCUUCGCUGCCGACAACCUCAUUGUGAAUGCGGUCGGCUUGAUAUCACUGCUUUGGCUGCUCAUGUUUCACGCAAUUCUCUUCCGGGACCAAGCUUUCCGCCAGUGGUUCGCCGAGAACCACGUCUCAGUAUUGGCUUUGCGAACGCUGCCGGCCGAUGCCGAUGAUUCGCCAAACCCUUUAAAGAUCCCAUAUUCAGAAAACUGGCCAGAUGAAGUGGCAAAGAUGAUGGCGGACAAAAAGCCCACUUCGUACUUUCUCUGCACAAAAGCUGGCAAGACGAUCCCAUUUGUUGCCGACGGUGCGCCGGGAGAGCUGACCAAAACCACCCGAGUCGACGAUGCCGACUUUCCUAUUGAACUUGUGUGCCAGGUCCAAUACUCAGAUCAUUUGGCAGCUGACGUGAAAGAAUUCAUGGCGGACAAAAGUCCCACUUCGUACUAUCUCUGCACGCGAAAUGGCAAGAGGAUCCCAUUCGUUGCCGACAGUGAGCCGGUAAAGCUGACCAGAGAGCCCAAUGUCGACGAGUUUCCUGUGGUCUUCGUCUACCAGGUUUCUUGGAUGGAAUGGGCCGCGGGCUUGAGUGCAGAGAUCCUGCAGUACAUUUACAAGCAACUCACACCUUUAAAGAGAAACUUGCUUUCGCUCGAGGAAUUUGCCGCAAGGAGUUAUGGCAUGUAUUUACCUGGAAGUGGUUGGUGGCAGUGUCAUGGUUGCGCUCCUGAACUUGGCCGUGCCCACGGUCCAAAUCAUUUGCACUUUGGCUCUCUUCCAUCCUGUCCAGCGCCUCAUUGUGGCCAAGUUUGCCGAGCAGAUCGACAUUGCUUUCCAAGAAUCAGACUUGGUGGAAUUCCACCGGCUGAGGACCGAGGCAGAAUUGGACUCCGAAUCCGGGCUAUUUCGUGA
Durusdinium trenchii is the source of this 1557-nucleotide messenger RNA. The record is from the annotation of a GenBank genome assembly. Lineage: Eukaryota; Dinophyceae; Suessiales; Symbiodiniaceae.